AUGCAUUUUCGCCUCCUUACCCGUGAGGACAUCUCGGAAACGGCCUGGAAAUGGCGGUGCAAGGUCUCGCGUCUCUUUAAGCGGUCCGACAAGACCCUUGCCGACUUCUCCUCGGGAUCGUCGUUCCUCAACGAUCCGAAGAGGGGCGCCGCCGCCGACGGGGACAAGGUUGAGGACGGCAAGGACGCCAACUUUGGCGCCACGCCGGCGGUCAAGACGCUCUACGAACGCCGGAACAGCUCUGACAGCUGGAUCGACUGGGUCGACUAUCCGCCGAAGCAGCUCAGCAGGAGCGCCGCCAAGUCCCAGGACCGGGUCGCCAUCAAAGUAUACAAGGUGCGCGACCUGGAGAAGCCCGCGCUGGGCGGCCGGUUUAGCCUCAAGUACUUCCGCAUCGACAUACAGAAUCCCCAGCUCGUCGCCGCGCUGGAGGACAUCCUCAAGAAGGAGGACCUGCACCUGGACGUCAACGAGAUUGCCUCGUUCCGGGAGCCCUUCCGGCCGCUAUAUUUCUGCUACGACGACAUCGUGGCAAAGUAUAAGCGUCUUGUCGAGGGCGAUUCCCUCAAGACGCACAUGCUCCUCCUCAUCAAGGUGAUCGACGAUCUAUUCUCUGACAUCCGCACCAAGAAGAAAAACCUGCUUGCGAGCGGGCUGGUGUCUUACAAGCUUGCCUGGACCUACUUCCCCAGGGACUGCGAGGUCAUAAGCUGGGGCAAUAAUGGGGAGUUCCUAGUCAGGGUUGUCGAGACGUUGGUCAGGUGGACUUCUCCCGGAUCCAGCUCCCUGAUCAUCCGCUGCAAGGUGCUCCGCUUCAACGGCGAGGCCUUCAUUUGGGACGAUGCCGAGCUAGAUAUACCCGAGUUUGAGGGAAACAAGCCCAUCAAGGACCUCUCCCACUAUCCUCUCUGUUUCGUCGAGGAUGUCGAGGAGACAAAGAAGAGACUGACGGCUCGUGGCGAGAGAGUCUUGGGCUACCAGGGGCUGACUUACUGUACAUACUCUGGGAUUGGUAUCUACAGAGAGGAGAAGAAAAUGGAGAAACACAAUGUGGAUGGCCGGAUCUUGAUUGACGUCGUCGGUUUCAACAAGCACCACCUCGCCCAGGGGCCACGAGACGGCAAGGACCCGGAUUCGAGGAAAAACACCGUUCGCGGAACCGGCCGUCCCGGUGGAGACCCAAGAGCCGACGUGAAGGCGAAGGGGAAGGCCAUGGUCGCAAAGCGGCUCAGCGUAGAAGAGCAGCAGAAAAACAAGGAGGCCAUGCUUGCCAAGGAGCAAGAUCUGAUGUUUAUAGUACCCCUGAUCGAGGGAUACGCCCUGAAGAACAAGUUAUGGCUGUCGUUUUAUGUCGAAGACAUCCGGCCAAUGGUCUGGAAUGACAGGGCAUUCGACCAUCUAGUCUAUGACGAACAGCAGAAGGACCUCGUCCUGUCUUUUGUCGAGAACCACAACAAUGCAAAUAUGAAGAUGGGAGAUGUUAUUGUUGGCAAAGGCGAAGGCUUAAUCAUCCUAUUGAGCGGGCCGCCAGGUACUGGGAAGACUUUGACUGCUGAAGCCGCCCCUCCCCAAGUGGCCGACCGCACCCACCGGCCGCUCUUCUACCUCCAAGCCGAAGAUCUCGGCAUCAGCGCCUUCACGCUGGGCGCCAACGUGAAGCGCGUCUUUGAGAUGGCGACCGAGUGGGACGCCGUGAUCCUGCUCGACGAGGCGGACGUCUUCAUGGCGGAGCGCAGCCCGCACGACAUUGCGCGCAACGAGCUCGUCUCCAUUUUCCUGCGCGAGCUCGAGUACUUCCGCGGCAUCAUCUUCCUGACCACGAACCUGUACUCGACCAUCGACUCGGCCUUCCGGAGCAGGGUCAGCCUGCACCUGCUCUUCAAGCCACUGACUCUGGAGGCGAGGGAGAAGGUGUGGCGGAAGUUCCUCGACAGGCUGCCGCGGGAGGCGAAGGUGCAGGAAGUAAAGGAGGUUGAAGAGGCCGAGGUGCAUGAAGUAGAAGAGGUCAACGAGAGCGAAGAUGCCGAGCCGGGCGAGCUCGGCGACGGCGGUGCGUCCGAGGCGGCUCCUGACACUCCUGACCCAGCAGCCAACGGGGUCGUGCACGACGACGACGACAACGACAACGGGGGCGCGAAUACGGAAGACGAAGCAGUAGGCGAGCCGAAGCACCACGAGCUCGCGGACGAGGACAUCAUGGAACUCGCGGCGUGGCACCUCAACGGACGCGAGAUCAAGAACGCCGUCAAGAUGGUCAAGUCGUGGUGCGACUACAAGGGCUACGGCCUGACGCUCGCGAGGCUGGAGAACGGGAUCCGGGUUACGAGCCCGCAUGCUUCCAAGCACACGCACGAGAAUGACACGAGCAUAUAUGACGAAUGAAUGAAUUAUGACUAACUAUUUUGGGUUAUGGUUAUGGUUAUGGUUAUCAGGGGACUGUAUGGACGGCGUCGGCGGGGACAUGCACACACACAUACACACACACACACAGUCAGUCAUAUAUCAGGGCUGGUCUGGACUCUGGAAUAGGCAUUCUUUUGGAGUAUUCAGCGUAAAAUGGAAUCUCCUGCCCGUUCCGAAGAUGAAGAAGCAUGGGGUCAGGGGUCCAUUGCAGUAUCCAUGGGAAGCUCCUCUGG
This is a messenger RNA of Phialemonium atrogriseum, 2636 nucleotides long. Its product is annotated as putative aaa family protein. The transcript is spliced from 5 exons. Lineage: Eukaryota; Fungi; Ascomycota; Sordariomycetes; Cephalothecales; Cephalothecaceae. Gene Ontology annotation, molecular function: ATP hydrolysis activity; ATP binding. Bases 1 to 2382 code for a protein of 793 amino acids. The record is from RefSeq and is a predicted model, not a curated record.